Aspergillus wentii DTO 134E9 is the source of this 325-nucleotide messenger RNA. RefSeq lists its product as uncharacterized. The record is from RefSeq and is a predicted model, not a curated record. Bases 136 to 318 code for a protein of 60 amino acids. The transcript has a single exon. Lineage: Eukaryota; Fungi; Ascomycota; Eurotiomycetes; Eurotiales; Aspergillaceae.
CUAAUAUUGCCAUCCAGGUUGUGGCCAAGGGAGUAUAGCCCCCCUGAUUCGGAUCCAGAAGAUGCUGAAGAGCAGCAUCCUUUCCAAUAUAAUUGUGAAUUGAAGAGUUUUCCGAGUGUUCCAAACACGAUCGAAAUGUAUCGCAUUCUAUAUGGGAACAACUCUAUUGCUGUGAGAUGGACGGGUAUCGAGUAUGAAGAUGAAUGGACCAGGCGAAAGGAAGUUCUUGAGAGCUGGGGAUGGGAGAUACUGAAGACGGGAAAAUCAGAUACAUCAUUUGCCAUAGAGUGCACUUUGAGAAAGUCGGAUACUAUUUGAUGUUCAU